Messenger RNA from Toxorhynchites rutilus septentrionalis, 1458 nucleotides. RefSeq lists its product as uncharacterized. Bases 204 to 932 code for a protein of 242 amino acids. The transcript has 3 exons. NCBI's taxonomy places the organism in Eukaryota, Metazoa, Arthropoda, Insecta, Diptera, Culicidae. Gene Ontology annotation, molecular function: sequence-specific DNA binding. The record is from RefSeq and is a predicted model, not a curated record.
CUGCCUGUGUAUACGCACGGAGAGCGCAUGUGUUAUGCACACAAAGAAGUUAAUAAUAAAAAAUCCUCAAUUUGUUCGAAGUUCUGAAGUUUUUUUUUCAAUAUUUCUUGGUUUUAAAAGUUCCAAAAAUCAUAGAAAGUGACAAAAUCGCAGAUCGAGCCGACGAUAAACACGAUAGCGUACCACAUUUUCACUGCAGCAAAAUGUCGAAGUGUCACGUCCCGCGAUGCCGGAGCAGAAAAAUUUUGAAUAGUAGCAAAACCGAAAGCUUUGAAGAAAGCCGGAUAACUUUCCACCGUUUUCCGACCAACAAAUUGUUGAGACGGAAAUGGUUCAACUUUUUCGGAUACAAAAGCUCUUUCGAUACGCGAAACAUAUUUGUUUGCUCGCUUCAUUUUUCGCCGGAUUCUUUUGGGGAUACUGUUUUACCCGACAGUCAGCAAAGAAGACGUCUUCGUACCGGAGCUAUCCCAUGCAUUCGCUCCUCGGAUCUUCCAAAACAUUCCGCUACCGUUUGGAGCGUAUCUAACGUUACCGAAAAACCUGGCGAAGCUGCUACCGGAAUCCAUUCCGAUGUUUCCCACAGCCAAUUUUCGCAUGAAUAUUCGAACGAUUGUUUGGAGUCAACGACUGUUGGGGAGCAAGUUAACGGUUCAGGUUUUGCUGCAUCGGAGAGCUCUGACCCGCUUGAACAUUUUAGCAGUACCAAAGAGCAGAACAAUCGAAGUUUAACGGCAAACGAGAUAACAACAGUGGCAAAAUAUGGCAUACUUUGCCACAAGAGAGAACGUGAGCUGAGAGCCACAAUCGAAGAGUUGCAAAGCAAACUGGAAAGUCGAGAUAAUCAGAUUUCCGAUUUAAGGAAGCAAACAUUUGAGCUUCAGAGAAGGAUCGAUGAGCUCCAGCUUCAGAGAAAGAUUUACUCGCACUAAUGUUCACCGCCAAAUACCAUCAGAAGCACUGACUGCGAGCUAAUAAGCUUACGCUGAAGGAAUUCCAAACCAGGAGGACGAUUUUAUUGAAUAAUUUAUGGCAACAAAACCAUUAACUUUCCAUCAUGUGCCACAAUUGAAUGGAGAAAAUUGACCAUCUGUUGGAAUGUCUGCUAGAAAACACCCUCCCUUUUUUGUGAUAACAGUGAGAAUCAAUAUUAUAGUGAUAGAAUCAACCAUUCUUUAACAAACGCUAUGCAUUACACAAUGUUUUAUAAUAAUAAUCGUAUUUUUUUUUUUACAAUGGAGUGGAAUGUGCUAGCAUGUUGAACACGUCUUAAUUUUAAUCCAAAAUUUCUCUUGUUUCGGAACUAUGUUCCUUUCUAUAAAUAAUUAUAUUUGUCAUUAUAUUACUAUCCAUAAUAUGUUUCGUCAGUUCUUUUUGCCUGUUAAACCCCCAUAAAUACAUCCAGAAAAUUUACAAAAUCAGCCACUGAUCCAGGGGGAAAUUUCUUCAACUGUCCAA